AGCUAUGUUCAAAAGCUUUAUACGACACACCUCGACCAAACCGUUCUAUGUCACCACACCCAUAUUCUAUGUCAAUGCAAGCCCCCACUUAGGCCACCUAUACUCGAUGCUCCUCGCCGACGUGCGCUCGCGGUGGCACAAACUCGAUCCGAAUCACCAGGCCUUCUUGACCACCGGCACCGAUGAACACGGAUUAAAGAUCCAAAACGUCGCUGAAAAACAGGGAAUUCCACCCAAACAACUAGUGGACAUGGUGCUGACCAAUUUCAAAACCCUCGCCAGCAAGUUGAACAUCAACUACGACCGGUUCAUACGAACCACAGACUCAGACCACAUCGCGGCUGUCACCCACUUUUGGAACAUCAUGAUACAAAAGGACUUGGUGUACAAAGGCCAGCACAGUGGGUGGUACUCGGUGAGCGAUGAGACAUUCUACCCUGACUCGCAUAUCGAGGAGGUUGAACGGGAUGGGAAGAAGGUGAUGAUUUCGUCGGAAACCAAAAACGAGGUUUUCCACCACACCGAAACAAACUACUUUUUUCGUUUGGCCCAGUUCAAGGACCAAUUGGUGCUGUUCCUCGAGGCGAAUCCUGAUUGGAUAAUGCCCUCUGGCAAGUAUCAGGAGUUGUUGACCGAAUUACGGCUGGAACCUCUAUCUGACUUGUCGGUAUCGCGACCCUCCUCGAGGUUGAAAUGGGGCAUCGCAGUGCCAGGUGAUGACUCACAGAACAUGUACGUGUGGUUCGAUGCUCUCGUCAACUAUGUGACUUCGUGUGGGUUUCCCGACACUUUUGAGCUCAAAAAUGGCCAAUAUCAGAGUCGGGGCCUGAACCCCUGGCCUGCCACCCACGUUAUUGGUAAGGAUAUCAUUCGGUUCCACUGCAUCUAUUGGCCCAUCUUCUUGAUGGCUGCGGGCGUCGAGUUGCCCAAACAGGUGUUGGUGCAUUCGCACUGGUUGAGCGAAGGGUUCAAGAUGAGCAAGAGUUUGGGGAAUGUGGUGGACCCCAUGGCAACCUGUGACUAUUACGGGGAGGACAGCUUGCGGUUCUUCUUGAUGGAGCAUUCCAGCAUCUCUAGUGACAGCAAUUAUAGUGAGAAGUACUUCAACUUCACCAGAGACAACUUGAUAGGCAAGUAUGCCAACAUUGUCACUCGCUGCGGAGGAGCCUCAUUCAACAUUGAACAGGCGGUGGUAGACAAUAACAAUGGGUGUUUUGCUGAUAUAGACGAGUUUAUACGGUCAAAUUCUCUCAACAAGGACAAGGUGGAGAUGAUUAUAACCCUUAAGAACCAGUUGCUUGACAAGUUGACUCUGUUGCCGGCCAUCAUGGACGAAUCGAUGCAAAGAUUUGAGAAUAGAAAGGCUAUUCAAGAAUGGUGGUCGGUGCUUGAGCUCACAAACCUGUUUCUCCAGCAGUCAGAACCGUGGGUGUACAAUAAACCAUUGAAAGAGGAUCCAUCGAAUGAGAAACUCCGUCUCGUUCAAAGCUACGGGAUUCUCUUGGCGUGCGAGAGUGUACGGAUCUGUUCGAUUCUUAUUAGUCCUGUGAUUCCUACGCUUUCCGGGAAACUUCUUGAUAGACUCGGGGUGGAUGCUGGUGAAAGAAACACCGAUUAUCUUGUGCCGUUUGAGCGCAUUUCCUACGGGAAAUAUGCCAACGGGAAACACGAGCUUCCGAUCCAGCGGCUUCCAAAGAGGCAGUAGGAAGCUCUAGUGAAGAACAGUUAGAAGUUCUAUACGUGCUCUUCUAUACGUGCUCUUCUGUAUUUAGUAACCUGUAUUUAGUGUACAUUCUGUAAAUAGCAUACCUUGAAACAGUCUU
Messenger RNA from Yamadazyma tenuis ATCC 10573, 1823 nucleotides. It is a transcript of the gene MSM1, whose product is annotated as methionine--tRNA ligase. The record is from RefSeq and is a predicted model, not a curated record. Gene Ontology annotation, molecular function: methionine-tRNA ligase activity; ATP binding. Gene Ontology annotation, biological process: methionyl-tRNA aminoacylation. NCBI's taxonomy places the organism in Eukaryota, Fungi, Ascomycota, Pichiomycetes, Serinales, Debaryomycetaceae.